AUUGCGCGGACGCUGAUGCGCCAGUUCGGGCUGAUGCUCAGCACCAAGAACUUCCGCACGGACGUGAUUGUGGCAAGCGGACAGGAGGUGUACGUCUACGAGCACAUCUACGAGUCGAUCAAUCAACUGGCAGAGAACAGAGCCGGCGGACUGUGGCUGCCGGACGAGCUCAGCCGCUUCCUACAGAAGGCCAAGCAGUACCGAGAGCUGUUCCCCCAAAGCCAAGAUGUGUAUUUCAAGCGGAUUCAAUUUUGGGGCAAAUCGGUUGCAGAAACAAAGAGCAAGUUUUAUGCGCUGCGCGACAUAUACAUUAAGGAGAAGCGUCGGGGAAUCGAAAACCGACGCUACGAGCUGCUGAAAGAGAUAUUCGCCGAUGUGCCUCCGCGGCGAACAGAAAAUGUUGACGUGCCCAGCAAGGCUCCCAAGUUAUGGUCAUCGGAAGACAUGGAGAAGCUCGUUGACUUUCUGGUUCGAAUCACCCAUGAGAUCCAGACAACUGGAAGCUCGGACCUUGUGAAACACGUUGCGGAAGCGUUGCACCGAACCGAUGGAUCCUGCAUGAAUAAGCUAACCGACAUGAGGGACAAAUUCCGGAAAAAAUCGGCAUCAGUUCGCGCUGCAAGUACGUGCUCGGUUGCUUUCUUGUACUUUUGA
Messenger RNA from Phytophthora sojae, 654 nucleotides. RefSeq lists its product as hypothetical. The annotation marks the transcript as partial. The record is from RefSeq and is a predicted model, not a curated record. Lineage: Eukaryota; Oomycota; Peronosporomycetes; Peronosporales; Peronosporaceae. The transcript is spliced from 5 exons.